GCCGAGAUGACACCAGAACGCUAAAAAUAUAUAUUUCGCUUCCUAUUUAAUACUUGUUGAUAAAAUGAUUUGUUAUCAUUGUUUCAUUUCGCAAAAUUAACAUUGUUUGUUUAAUUUUUAUUCUAAUAUGUCUUACGGCUUUAUUCUUUGAAGUAAAAACAACGUGUGGAAAGAUGAACUAUUCAACCGGUAUUUUCUCUACUUCCAGGAAAUAGCUUAAAUGGCUGACACAACAAACCUUCUGGAUGUUUGGCUGAACUGACAACCAGAUAUUCAAUCACUAAAUAUAGAAAUGAACAUUAUUUUGUUAUAAUGUAAAUGGAUUGCUCAACGUGAAACAAAUCAAGUUCGUUGGAAAAAGGAACACGUCAUGGCUUUUCAUCGGUAGAUAAUACUAGUUUGUGGUUACCUAGAAACUGUUCAUACUUGAAAACCAUUAAAUAAUACAGAACAUCAAGACGUGUUUUCCCUAUUUCCAAGCAGCCCUAUUUUUAUACGAAUUACUCCUACUUGUAUUUAUAAAAAAAAGUCUCAGAGCUGGGCAACAUCUUUUCUGUACACCAUCGUAUUGUUAUUCAUCUGAGGACCCACCAUCACUUUUGCUAGAUCGAUGUUUUUCCACAGAGCGAUGAGGUAUUACAGACUCUGGAUCUACUCUUGUAACCUGACCUUACUCCUCAGCGUCUUGAUUUUCGUAUCUCUUGCUGCCUGGAUCUUUUCCGACCACCACAUGGCCCUCUUUCCUUAUAUCCGUUUACACCAGCCCACCCUGGUUUAUGCCUACUUUGCUCUUGUCUUGCAAGGUGGAGUUCUACAAGCUCUUGGUUGCUGGGGGGCAGUGCGAAUGAAUGAACGACUAUUAAACGCUUACUUGCUGAUCAUUUUGGCCCUCUUCCUUGGUGACCUCGUAAUGGGUGUUGUAUGGACGUUUCAUUAUAGUCACAUAACAGCCAACUUACGUUACGAUCUAAAGGAAAGACUCCAGAUGGAUUAUGGGAAAGAACUAACAUUUCAGAUCUUGUGGGAUCGAAUUCAGGAGGAUGCUCACUGCUGUGGUGUCGAUGGUCCAAGAGACUACAAUCAUACUCUUUGGCUGCAUCAGCAACGACCAAAGUACCACCAGCUGGUUCCGCUAGGCUGUUGUCAUUUUAGAUUUGAAACCCGCAUGUGGGAAUAUGCGUUUCCGAACCACUCGUGUGUCGAGAGUGAGGUUUACCAAGAUGGUUGCUAUGGUGAAGUCCAAAGAUGGCUCCAGGGAAGUGUAGGUCUUCUAUGUGUACUCGGCUUUUGUGUAAUUACAUUCCUGAAAGUUUGUUUUCUUGGAAUUCUUCGGUACGAGAUACGAGAAAUGAUCCAGAAGAUCAGAAUCAUCCAAGAGCUCGAGGGAUCUUCUCCUUUGCUUGGUAUGAAUUUCCAGUUGAUCAGACCAUCUAUUCAAAGUGACGUCUUUUCAAAGAAAGGAAAUUACAUACUUUCAAAAGAGACACUGAAGAGCAUACAUGGAAAUAACAACGAAUACGAAUGUUUAGACUUCAAACGAACUAGUGACGUUUAAUUCUUAAAAUACUUAACAAAGUUUUACUCUGAUAUUCAUUUGCUUACUUCUUAUUCUGAGUUCGUGAGCAGCUUUAAAACAUCUUGAAUAUAUUUGUGUUUUUAUUCUUACAAUAAAGCCAAAGUCAGUCAGAAGUA
This is a messenger RNA of Limulus polyphemus (Atlantic horseshoe crab), 1692 nucleotides long. Its product is annotated as tetraspanin-9-like. NCBI's taxonomy places the organism in Eukaryota, Metazoa, Arthropoda, Merostomata, Xiphosura, Limulidae. The coding region runs from base 611 to 1555 and encodes 314 amino acids. The record is from RefSeq and is a predicted model, not a curated record. The transcript is spliced from 2 exons. Gene Ontology annotation, cellular component: membrane.